AUGAGCGCUGUUGCUCCAAGUGGCUCUGAAAUGGUCGUCGAGUCUCCGGAUGAGCAGAGCCACGCCAGCGCGUCUUCCUCCUCCGACGACUAUACCAGCGGGACGACUACUGAAAGCAACGAAGAGGAAUCCGAAGAAGAUAAUGAGGAAGAAGAGUCUGAAGACGAAGACGAAGAGGAUGAGUCUGAAGAGGAUGAAGAUGAAGAGGAAGAGGAAGAGUAUGAAGAAGAAGAAGAGGAGGAAGAAGAGGAAGAGGAGGAAGAGAGCGAAGAAGAGGAGACGUCCGAGGAAUCUGAGGAGGAGACUGGGGAGUCUGAGGAGGACGAAGAGGAGACCAGCGAGGACGAGGAGCAGUCGGCGCAGAGCGCGCUCGGCCGGUUCCUCGCAGAGCACAGCCUUGAAAGCGGGAGCGAGCCGGAGUAA
Messenger RNA from Giardia duodenalis, 423 nucleotides. RefSeq names its product FEN-1 nuclease. Bases 1 to 423 code for a protein of 140 amino acids. The record is from RefSeq and is a predicted model, not a curated record. Lineage: Eukaryota; Fornicata; Diplomonadida; Hexamitidae. The transcript has a single exon.